GCGGCUUGUCGACUGUGCAAUGUAAACAUUUUUAUGCCAUGCAACUUCUGUCCUUAUUGCGGCUGUAGAGUUACAGAUUCCCUUGUGCAGUGUAAUAACAUUAUCCAGUCUUAUAACAACUCUGGCACAUCUAACAAUCAAAGCCCUCCAGCAAGUGGCUCAACUUCCAUAAUUUGUAAUGACAGUAUGCCUCGUGACUUACGUCCUAUGACCUUUCAUGAAUUUCGAAAACAAAAAGAACAAGAUAGAUGCUCUAAAUUCUCAAUUUCUAAAACAAAAAAGAGGAGCAUUUCAACAGCAAAUAAAAAAGCUAGGUUAGCACAAGAAGUGAAAGUGCAAGUUGGUGUGGUUAGAGAAAGUGUUGAAGAUGGUAGAUUGAAAAAAAUCAAAGGAAGAACUAUUCCUGUAUUAUUUAAUGAAGACGACAAUGCCAAGGUAUUGCUCGAAAAGGCAGUUGAGAAGCAUGCAAGGCACUUUAAACAAUUUGACAGAGUUGAUACUUAUGUCAUUCUCUAUCAAGAUAUGACUCUUGUUAAAGAGUUACCAGGUAGUAACACAUCUUUCACCCUUGGAGAAUACAAACGAGACCUACUAAAACCCUAUUGUAAAAUUUUCUUCUGGUUAUGUCCGAAAGAUGAUUUUGAACAUUGUUCCUGUUACAAUGAAGACUAUCAUUCAGACGAAGAGCUUCUGUUUGUUCCAUUUAAUUGUAAUGUUGACAAUAGCAACUUAGGAAUUCAAGAGUUACAUGUUACAUCACCAAAACAUGCAACUACUUCAGAGUCAACAACGUCUUUGACAGCACCAAACAUCCCAUGUUCAUCUCAACCUAAAUUGUCAUUGCAACAGACGUCAGACAGCAUUGAAAAAUACUUGGUCACAACUCACCAGUGUCCAACAUGUUUGAUGCAUUUUCCUCGCAAUGAAAUUGAAGUUCAUGCGAUCUUUGUGCUGAGACAUAUGUAGAUACUGUUGGUGAAUGUGAAUCUGAUGACCAAGACUGUGAAAUUCAGAUUGUGGAGGGAAACUUAUUGAGUGAAAAAGCUAAAAGUGUGACUGAUAAGUUGGAAACUGUGCAACAAGUUGUUGAAAAUUUAAAGAGCAAUUUAAAGAUGACAUUAGUCAACAGAAUAACUAUUCGAAGGCGUUAUGCAUUUAAAGACUAUAUGGAUGCACGACUGAAGAAGUAUUUUAAGUCAGAAGGUAUUCUGAAAGUGUCAUUUGCGGGAGAACCAGCCAUAGAUACAGGUGGCCCAAGACGUGAAUUUUUUACAGAAUGCCUCAACUAUAUACAGAGGAAGCUGUUCAACGAAACAGGAUUUCCAGUAGUGAAUGUACAAGCCUUGGCCAAUGAAGAAUUCAAAGUUGCAGGAGAAAUUAUUGCUGCGUCAAUUGUUCAAGGAGGACCAGCUCCCUGUUUGUUUUCUUCACAAGUGUACAAUUACAUAGUGCAUGGAAUAUCAAGCGUACAUGCACACAACUGGUGUGAACAGUUAAAGGAUGACACAAUUAAAAUAACUGUUGAAAAGAUCAAGUCUUGUGCAAACGAUGAUGAUUUGGUUGCAUUUCUGGAAGAAGACUUGACUAUGAAUGUUUUGCAAGUAAUUGGUUAUUGUGGUAUUCCAUCUAAGGAGUCAAGAGAAACAAGCGACAAGAUAAUUAGGUCUCUUGUGAUAAGUGAUGUGUCAAAAACUUUAGCCAUUAUUGACCAAUUAAUAUCUGGUCUUGAGCUACAUGGGGUUUUGACUGAGUUGCGCAAAAACAGAACGGUUAUGGAACCAUUAUUUACCAUUGAUGGAGCACAAAAGUUUUCAGUGACAGCUGAUCAUAUUCUGGAUCACAUUUUGAUAGAAUGCAGUCCUGAAGGGAGCAACCAAAAGUUAUUAGAAAUCAAUAUUCACAAGUUUUUUUGUGAUUAUAUUCAAGCUCUUGAAGCUAAAACAGGAGCUAAAAAUUCUUUGUCUGCAUUGUACAAAUUUAUAACUGGAGUUGAAACAGUGACCCCACUUGGCAUGGAAAAAACCAUCACUGUGAAAUUCAAGCAUGGAUGCAAAGCUGGUUGUAGAUGCAGACCAACAGCCUCUACCUGUGCUACAAGCUUAACACUCCCAGUUCAUAUUGAUGAUUCAAAGCAAUUUGAAGAUUUAAUGGAUGCUACACUUGCAGAAAGUUCUGGUUUUGGCUUCAUUUAAAGAAUACAGUAUCAAUUAUAUAUUUCAAGGACAUUUCUCUCUUAAAACGUUUUUAAUGUUAAGACAACUUAAAAUUUUUGUUAGAUAACACAAACAUUAUUUUGCAUUAGCAGUGCAAAUAAUUCUGAUGCUUCCUGAUAGUUUUCAGGAUAUUGUAAUCUUUGCAACUCAACCAAGUAAUGGAAAUAAUCUUGAAAAGUAUUAUCAUACAACAAUUCAUUAUGGCAAGCA
This is a messenger RNA of Xenia sp. Carnegie-2017, 2423 nucleotides long. RefSeq names its product G2/M phase-specific E3 ubiquitin-protein ligase-like. The record is from RefSeq and is a predicted model, not a curated record. Bases 1113 to 2192 code for a protein of 359 amino acids. Gene Ontology annotation, molecular function: ubiquitin-protein transferase activity. Lineage: Eukaryota; Metazoa; Cnidaria; Anthozoa; Malacalcyonacea; Xeniidae. The transcript has 6 exons.